AUGGAUCCGCGAAUCGCCUGGUUCCAACCAGAACAACGCGGACCCGCCAACAACCUGUGGAUGCAGAUUUGGGAGACGACGCAAGGGCUCGGUUACCUUCACGUCAACAACAGCUUCGGUAUUCUGAAAGCGAGCCUCAGCGCGGCGUCGGGAGCCGUCCUCCUGGCCGCGGGGACCGGGCCGCCCGAGUCGACCAUGACGAGUCCCACCGGGGACGGCGAGGUCUUGGAGAAGCGGGACUUUCUGCCAUUGGACACCGGCAACCGCAACCAGCGAGCGGCCCCGGCCAAUAACAGGGACCCGGCGGACGGGCACCCCAACAAGAGGAAACGGGACAACAAGGCGAGCACUUUCGGAUUCAACUCCAGCUUCCUAAACGGCGGCCCCGGGACGGAGGGCCGCGACGGCUACGCUGGCACGCCGUGGAAAAGCAGGAACUAUUCAGAGGGGAUCGUAGGGUUGCAUGAAGAGAUCAGAGACUUCUACGCCUACAUCUCGCCUCGGCCAGAGGAGGAGACGAUGAGGCUGGAGGUGGUGGACAGAAUUAAGGGCGUCAUUCACAACCUUUGGCCAAGCGCAGAGGUACAGGUGUUUGGAAGCUUCAGCACAGGCCUUUAUUUGCCAACAAGUGACAUUGACUUGGUGGUAUUCGGGAAGUGGGAAACGCUCCCGCUGUGGACACUGGAAGAGGCUCUCCGAAAGAGGAACGUGGCUGACAAGAACUCCAUCAAAGUUUUGGACAAAGCUACGGUGCCCAUCAUUAAACUGACAGAUUCCUUCACGGAAGUCAAGGUGGACAUCAGCUUCAAUGUGAAGAGUGGCAUCAAAGCGGCAUACCUUAUUAAGGAAUUUAAAGAGAAAUACCCUGUGCUGCCUUACCUGGUUCUGGUGCUGAAGCAGUUCCUCCUGCAGAGGGACCUCAACGAGGUUUUCACAGGUGGAAUAGGGUCAUAUAGCCUCUUCCUCAUGGCUGUCAGCUUCCUGCAGCUUCACUACAGGGAGGAUGUGUGCAGCCCCAACAUCAACUUCGGUGUGUUGCUCAUAGAGUUCUUUGAGCUCUACGGCCGCCAUUUUAACUACCUGAAAACGGGCAUCCGGAUAAAAGACGGUGGCUGCUAUGUGGCCAAAGACGAAGUUCAGAAGAACAUGAUGGACGGCUACAGGCCCUCCAUGCUCUACAUCGAGGACCCGUUGCAGCCAGACAAUGACGUCGGCCGCAGCUCUUACGGCGCUAUGCAGGUGAAGCAGGCGUUUGACUAUGCCUACGUGGUGCUCAGUCAUGCCGUGUCACCUAUCGCCAAAUACUACCCCAAUAAUGACACAGAGAGCAUACUCGGCCGAAUCAUCCGCGUGACUCAGGAGGUGGACGAGUACAGGGAGUGGAUCCGAAAGAACUGGGGAAGCAUGUCCCAGAAGGACUCGCCACUCAAUAGAAAUGAUGUGACGCUGUUCGAGUCCCAGCAGCUGGACCAAUGCAAUAACAACGUUCCAGAGGAGGACGACGAGGAUGACGACGAUGUGGUGGUGAUCCUGCCGACGAGGAGCAAAACCCUGUCGUCCAAUUCGUCGUCGCCGUCCGCUUCCCUACACUCGUCGCCGUCCUCGUCCCCUCUUUCGCCCUCCACCACGUCCUCCUGCUCCAGCGACGGGGACUCUGACGGCACGCCUUGUAAAACGGCCAAGCAGCAGUCGGGUCGAGCCACCAGCGCCCACAGAGAAAAGUCCACGGCGGUGAGCAAUCACCGGACGCAGAACCGAACGACCAGCACUCCAACUGGAGGCAACAAGGGGGGAAAGGCUCGCUCCCAGCAUAAAAACGGCCAGCAGAGCUCCCCCCGCUCCUCUGGAAACAGCAAAAAUCACCCGAGUAGCCGACCGCACCACCAGGGUAACGGCAAGAAGAGGAAAAACGUGCGAGAGACUGCACCGGAGGAGCUUUGCAGAUAA
Molecule: messenger RNA, 1947 nt
Organism: Nerophis lumbriciformis (worm pipefish)
Lineage: Eukaryota; Metazoa; Chordata; Actinopteri; Syngnathiformes; Syngnathidae
Source: RefSeq, a predicted model, not a curated record